Messenger RNA from Drosophila santomea, 2451 nucleotides. RefSeq lists its product as uncharacterized. Lineage: Eukaryota; Metazoa; Arthropoda; Insecta; Diptera; Drosophilidae. The coding region runs from base 2226 to 2405 and encodes 59 amino acids. The record is from RefSeq and is a predicted model, not a curated record. The transcript has a single exon.
AAAUCAGUAUUUUUCGUACCAUCGGCGUUAAAACACAUGUUCAGCGAUUUAUUGCGGGAGUGUAAACUAAUCUGAAAGAGCAAAAACAACAACAACAACAGCAGCAUCAUAAUCGUCGGCAAAGCAACAACAACGCCUCCAGAAAAUUUUAACACGUUGACGCUUUUUCUAGUGUUUAUCGCGAGCGGAAAAGCUUACUAAGCGCGUAACAAGAACAAGCGAGACCCCGAAAUCUUUUUUCAUCUCGGUCUUUGCGUCUUUGAGUGUGCGUGCCAAAAUUCAAAUACGUCAUCGACGCGCGCAGCGUUAGAACGAAAGGAAAGAAAUAAUUGAUAUACACAAAUGACAGCGAAAGAUUGAAUUCAAUUGCAGGAGCAACAAAAAGCCAAACAAAUUGAGGAAAAAAGUCCCCCCACCGCACAGUGACUACUUCAAUUAAUCGACUUGUUAUUGUGUAGUAGCGUAGCAGUCCGCUUCUUGCCAUUCACCGCGAAACGCAGGCACACAAAAGAACGUGCAAAACAGCUGGGACUCGGACUGAGAGUAACGGAACGUCGAGCAACAAGUGCAGCAGCAGCAGUAGCAGUAGCAACAACAACAACAACAACAACAACAACAACAACAACAACAACAACAACAACAACAACAACAACAACAACAACAACAACAAAAACAACAACGACAACAUCAACAACACAAAGCCCUUUCAAUUGUGGGAGAGAGAGGAAUAUGUGUCUGUGUGCACUCCAAUAAAUACGAAGACAACGGCCACUUUUGUUGUUGCCACAAUCAAUUAGAGUGAUAGCACGCGGCAGAGGAAAAGCAGCGCCGCAGCAGCAUCCGCAUCAAUUUGCUGUCAGCAUCUGAAUCUUCGGGUCGGCAUUAUUCCGAAAAGUGUGAGUGUGAGCGUAGUUGCUCCCGUUCCGCCUCCGUAAUCGCAAGUGCUUGUUGUUAUUGUCGCAGUCGUCUGCGAUCUGCGAACCGCGAUCUUUGCCUGUGUUUGUAACGGCGACGUCGUCUUGAUUGGAACGCUCUGUUUCUUGACUUUUUUCGUACUUUUUUAAUUCCGAAACUGGUGUAUCUGUAGUUUCCCGCUAACGGCGAAAAUUCACACAACUCAUUGAUAUUUUAACCUCGUGUCCGCGUUGGCUGCCGCUCGACCAAGGUUCUGCCACACAAAAUGCUUGUCUCUUUGGGCUUUUCGAAGCCUCGCUUCGUCGGAUUAAAAGUGCUCCUCUAGCAAGUCCGGCCACAUAAACAAGAAAACCCAAAACUUGAAAACAUAACCCAUUGAAUUGGCAGAAAACGUUAUCACCACCCACCGAAUCGUACCGUUAUCGUUAUCGCGAAACAGAAUCCACAGAUAAAAAACGUUCCGUUUCGCUUCGUCGUAAAUACAGUGCUAAAUCGUGUGAAAUAAACUAAAAUCGCUGAAAAAACAGCCUAAUUUGUCUAAUGAAAGCCGAGAGCAUUUGUGAAUAAUUAGCCCCGAAAAAAACCUGUUCGCAGUCACCGCAAAAAUUAGGCUCCAAUAAAAAGUGACGAUCUAAGAAACUGGCAUCUCGCCCGCUUGAUAUAUAACACCCCAACACAAACGUACAUUUCGCGAUAACACCUAUACUAAACAAAAAAAAAAGAGAGAAACCAAAUCCAGCGAAUCAACUUCACAGUAAAGUCGCAAAGUCAGUGCAAGCCAGAGCUAAAUCGUCGAGCAAACCUAGUAGUUGUGCGUACAUCCAGUCGUUAAAUCGCAAAAAGUCUACGGAACCACCCCCACAAUCGCAAUCAUAAUCUUGUGCUAAUACGAUCAGAAUAAUGUGAGCAUUCUGACAGUGUAUAACAAAACAAAGUUACAUAAUCGCCGUGUAAAUCCAAUUUUUUUGGAAACGAACCCCCACAAGUGCCCAAUUGGAAUGUCGAAUAUCUGACAGCGACCAAACAAACAGCGAAAUCAGUCGAAGCCAAACUCAAAAGAGAACCAACUGCAGAAGGAAAGCAAGCGCAGCCUGUUAUCAGUGAAAUAUACACACAUAUAUAUUCGAUUUCAGCGUAAACAACUGCUAUAUAAUGUCCGUCGCCAUCUGACAGUGGUCCAAACAACCAGCACAAAGAGCUAGAAGUAGCCGCAACCAGUGAUAAGUUUCACCAGAGCGAGUGAGACCUGUACUGUAGAACCAACCCAAGACACUUAAGCUUGCAGCACGGGCAAACCAAUUCAGCGAUAAAUGGAGAAAUCUGAAAUACGACUGCAACGCAUGUCUAAUGAAUAUCAGUCGAAAUCGAGCUAUAUGUAUCUCCGGACCAAAAUGCUGUUAAAAAUCGAGAACACCCUACUUCGAAGCCAUCGUCAGCGCGAGACCACCGGUAUCAAGAAACUAUACAAUUCGUUUUUCGUAUUGUUUUAAUUUGCCCCCCGGCCAGUCCCAAACCCUCUCAAAGGCCCCAAGAACA